This is a messenger RNA of Thamnophis elegans (Western terrestrial garter snake), 2870 nucleotides long. RefSeq names its product ankyrin repeat and SOCS box containing 13 (gene ASB13). The transcript has 6 exons. Gene Ontology annotation, molecular function: protein binding. Lineage: Eukaryota; Metazoa; Chordata; Lepidosauria; Squamata; Natricidae. Gene Ontology annotation, biological process: positive regulation of protein catabolic process; protein ubiquitination. The coding region runs from base 77 to 916 and encodes 279 amino acids. The record is from RefSeq and is a predicted model, not a curated record.
GCACUGCCUGGGCUCUCCCGGGAUUCCUGUCUGGCCCGGCGAGGCUCGGAGACCGCUGGGACUUGUAGUCCGCGUCAUGGAGCCGGUGAGCGCCGGUGGCUCUUUCCUGGGCGAGAUCGCCUUUUGGGCAGAGAGGACUCCGGUUCACGAAGCUGCCCGAGGCGGGGAAAUCCAUCAGCUCCAAGAACUGAUCCGAAACGGCGCCUCUGUCAACCUAGUCACUUACGACUCCAUCACGCCCCUGCACGAAGCCAGCCUGCGGGGGCAGACGCGGUGUGUGGAGAUCCUGCUGGCCGCGGGAGCCCAGGUGGAUGCCAGAAACAUCGAUGGGAGCACCCCGCUCUGCGAUGCUUGCGCCUCGGGGAGCAUUGAGUGCGUGAAAGUCCUCCUCUCGCAUGGGGCAAAGGUCAACCCGCCAUUGUACAUCGCGUCGCCCCUCCACGAAGCCUGCUUAAACGGCAGCGCCGAGUGUGUCCGUCUCCUGAUUGAGGUCGGCGCGAACCUCGAGGCCCACGACUGCCAUUUUGGAACGCCGUUGCAUGUGGCGUGUGCGCGAGAACAGCUGGAUUGCGUGAAGUUACUGCUCAACGCAGGAGCCAACGUGAACGCAGCCAAACUUCACGAGACGGCCCUUCACCACGCCGCCAAAGUGCGAAACGCCGACCUGGCGGAGAUGCUGAUCGAAUUCGGAGGAAACGUUUACGCCCAGGACAAUCGCGGCAAAAAGCCCUCCGAUUACAGCCAGAGGAACAGCUGCACAGCAAAAUGCUUGGCCUAUUAUGAAGGGAAUCCACUGCGGCUGUCUCAACUCUGCCGUCUCAGCCUCCGUCGCGCUCUCGGCCAAAAGGCUCUGGAGAAAAUCCCCCAUCUGCCCAUCCCGACGAAAUUCAUUGCCUUCCUCUCUUACAGUCAGUGAGUGGCCCGUGACCCCAAUCCCAGGAAUGGGGUUUGUGGAAUUUUGGGGUGUCCCCCCCCCCCAAAUCUUUACUCUACAACGUUCAGCUUUUCUCAAACAACCCUGGUUCGAAACACGCGUGACAUUUUUUCCCCUCGAGGGAAUGUAAAUAAAAUUUUUAAAACUGGGGCUGGAAGAGAGUUACCUGGUGGUCUCCUUUCCAGCUCAGCUGACACUAAGAGAGCGUUGGCGAAAUGCUUUAGCGUCACCGGGUAAUUGCGGUUUUUGUUCACGUCCAUCUUGAAGAGCUGCGACGAACAACCGACGUCAAACCCGAUGGAACCUCGGCUGGGCCCAUUUUGUGGCUUGAUCCUCGACUUACGACCAGUCCGCCACUUACAGCCAGAAAUGGAGUCCCAGAUUUCUCUCGCUUAGUGGAUUUUGUCCCAUUUUACGAUCUUUCGUCCCACAGUGGCUGAGUGAAUCACUGCGGUUGUUAUAUGAGCAGCACCGUUGUUAAAUGAAUCCCCAUUAACUUAACUGGUCGCAAAAAAGGGAUCGCAUGACCCUGGGAACACUGCAAGCGUCGUAUAUGCAAGCCAGCAUCCAAAUUUUGAUCACAUGGCGGUCGUUAGUGUGAAAAAAUGGAUGUGUCACUUUUUCAGUGCCAUUGUAACUCAGAAUAGACACUAAACAAGUGAUUCUAAGCUUUCUUUCCUGUAUGAACAACUGCGAAUUGCAAUUUACACAUUUUAAAACCUGCUGCUGGGGAAUUCUGGGAAUUGGAGUCCUUCCACUUUAAAGCAUGCUGGGGAAUUCUGGGAGUUGAAGUCCACCCAGUUUAUCUGAGGAAUGCUGGGAGUUGAAGUUUGCCAAUCUACAAGCUGCCGAGAUUGUGAGCCAAAGGUCCAGAGUCUUCGGGGGGGUAUUUACGGGUGUUUUGGGUGUGAAGCCAUAAUAAACUUAAUAAAUAUAGUUUAGGUAUGAAUGAGGCUUUUCUAUCCUAUGUGUUUCUUCUUAUUAAAUCUAUUUUCGACUUCAAAUAUUAGCAUUCACAUUCAGGUGGGGGAAACUAUACAGGAAGUCCUCGACCUACAGCCACAAUGGAGCCUAAAAUGUCUGUUGCUGAACGACACAGUCGUAUAGGUGAGUUUUUGCCCCGUUUUACGACCUUAACUUGCCGCGGUUACAAUGGAAUCCCUGCCGUUGUUAAGUUAGUAACAGGGUUGCGAAGUGAAUCCGUCUUCCUCAUUGGCCUCGCUUGUCGCAUAACCCCGGGACACCACCGCAACCGUCGUAAAUACGAGUCAGUUGCCAAGCAGCUGAAUCCCAAUCACGUGACCGCAGGGACAUUGCGAUGCUCAUGUGAAAAGUGGUCAUAAGUCAUUUUUCCGUUGCAACGUCAUUAAGUAACUUGGCCUUUGUUAAGCGAACUCUGAAGUUUUAUUGAUUCGUUUUAUUUCUCCCCAGCAUUAAUUGAGGUUUAACUUUUUUAGGUAUAUAAGUUUUCUACUUUUUUUUAUUUUUUACAAACAUCAGUGCGUCAACGGUGUGGCACCAGGGUAUCAUACAUUCUAAUACAAAUUAAAACUAAUAGCAUUAAUCAUAGUUAUUACUUUCAACCAACUUAUCUGUUUCUAAUAUUAGUACAUAUUUAUAGAAAGUUGCAAUUGGCCAUUAUUCAAUUAUUCCAUGUUUCCUCUUAAUAUUGCUCUUAUUUUGUUAUACAAAAGUGCAUACACGAAUAUUUCCCUUUUCUCUUAUUUCUAUCUCUUAUUCUUAAUGCAGGAGGGGGUGCACAGGUAAACCCACCAGUGGCUGGCCAGGUUAGGUGGUCUUAAAAGAAUGGACCUUAUAAACUUAUAUUAGCGUGACAUUUCACUCUGGUGACCUGGAGUUCCAACUUUGACUUUUAGCUUCCAACUUUGACUUCUGACUUCCUCAUAAGUAUUAAAAAUAGUGCUGAAACAGUGUG